AAAGGUGGGAAGAUUGUUUUCUUGUUUCCAGCCAGAUAUGUGCUUUGUCGACCAGUAGGGCUUUUUACAAAAAAAAAAUCCCGGCUUUUGUGGCCGUGCAUAGGUAGUUUCUGUGUUGCAUUACCGCAGGAGCUUGAGAAUGAUGAAACUUACAGUGACCAUCCUCAGGAAAUCUUGAAGGGAAUGUGUGUGAGCUCUGCGCUUGUGUUUUCCUCUCUCUAUACCUGAUCAAGUAUAUUUACUCCUUUGUAAUUUAGAAAAAAGGAAGUGCAUUUCUGGGAAAACAGUAAUAACUUAGUUCAUCUCACUGUCAGUGCGGUGUCUUUUUAGGAGCCUCUUCACCUGGUUUAUUUGCAGUGCUUUUUGGAUUGUUUUUCUUUUAGACGACUUUAUGGCAAAUGUCUUUUGUGCAACUACUCUGGUUCUCUAAAAAAGAGCAGUGGCUUAGGGCAGUUGCCUUUUGCCUGAGACUUCUGCCUCCCUUUCUUUUUCUUUCUCAAUAUGCCUCUUUUCCUAUCUCUCCAGUAAAAGUUUCAGUAGUUUGGAUGAGCAUAAAGUUUGCUCGUGAAGGUGAUACCUGGCAGUCAUCAAAACUGUAAAUUCCAGACCACAGAUAGCUCACAGUCUGUCAGGCUUCUGGUUUGGACCUUGGAUUUGUUACUGGCUGCUUCCCUGCAUGCUUCAGCAUGUGAGAGGGAGUUGUGUACCCACAUGAGAUCUAGCCUGUGAUUCUUGGCUUGCAGAACUUAUGCAAKGCUUUCUUCAGCUUCUUAAGGGAAGGCAAGUCAAAGACCUACAGAUAUGUUCCUAGAAGGGUGAAGAAACAAGAGAUUAUUUGGUUUGGGUUCUUUUUUUCUUCCAAGGUGGGCUAGGAUGCAUGGUAUGACAUGAAGAAAAGGGCAGCUCACAUGGUGUUUUGAAAGAAAUCCAGAAGAGCUCAGAAUGAGUAAACCGAAUAAUACUGACGUUCAAAGCACAUUCUGUGUUCUCUGUGGACGGACAGAUAACUGCCCUGAAAAGUAUGGAGAAAAACGGACCUAUAUGGAAUACAAUCUCACUGUUCAUUAUUAUUGUUUGUUGAUGUCAAGUGGUAUUUGGCAGAGAGGAGAAGAAGAUGAAGGUGUAGAUGGAUUUUUAAUCACAGAUAUUAGAAAAGAAGUAAAUAGAGCUUCAAAACUGACAUGUAAUAUCUGUAAGAAAAAGGGUGCUUCGAUUGGAUGUGUAGCUCCUAAAUGCAAACGAAGUUACCAUUUUCCUUGUGGGUUACGAAGGGAAUGCAUUUUCCAGUUUAUGGAAGACUUCAGAUCUUAUUGUUGGGAACAUAAACCAGUCCAACAGUUUACGGAUAAAGAACCUAGAGGAUCUUCACAGUGCACAAUAUGCCUGGAUUUGGUUGACCAUCUUCCAGUGUACUCUGUAUUGAAAAGUCCUUGCUGUAAAAAUGCUUGGUUUCAUCGAGAAUGCUUGCAGUAUCAAGCUUUGAGUGCUGGGAUAUUUUUCUUUAGGUGCACUGUAUGUAAUAACAAGGACAAGUUUCAAGAAGAAAUGUUGAGAAUGGGCAUACACAUUCCAGAAAAGGAUGCAUCUUGGGAACUUGAAGAAAAUGCAUAUCAAGACUUACUGCAUUGUUAUCAACACUGUGAUGUUAAAAGAUGUCUCUGCAAGAAAGGAAGAGACUAUAAUGAACCUGAUAGUAAAUGGGAAAUAAAGCGUUGUCAGUACUGCGGUUCUCGUGGGACUCAUUUGGCCUGUUCAUCUAUGAAGUCAUGGGAGCAAAACUGGGACUGCAUGGAAUGCAGAAGUAUCUUUGCACAAUCAGGGAAGUACAGGAAACGGAAAAGAUGUUCUUUGGCUACCUCUGAAAAGACAAAUGGGACAAAUUCUUUGCUGGAAGAGCCAUCUCCAAAGUCCCCUCGGCAGUCAUCUGGAUCGCCACGAAAUUUUCUACUCCAGUCACCAAAGAUAACGUGCCAGAACUUGUCACCUUGCUCACACCUAGAACUUCCAGCAUCCAACAGAGUGACCAUGUCCUUAUCUCCAGUGGUGUCAAACAGGAUCUGGUCCCUGACACAAAAGUGUUUAAGAGAGCAAAGAAGAGAAGUUCGUAAUAUACUGAAGGAAUUAAAGGUACAAGUUAAAACAAAACCAACAAGGCUUAACAUCAAUGCAGAAAAUAUCUGGAGUAGUGCUUUAAAAGGGUUCAGGCAGCGCAACUUCAGUCCUACAAACACCAUUGAAGUGAGUUUCUCAAACUGCAAAAUUAAAUCAAAGACAAAUACUUCUGGGUCAAAACACCGUUUCUUCCAAUUACUAAUGCAUCAUCUUCAGAAUUCAUCAUUGUUUGAAGGCUCCUGUGGAAAGAAUUUGUCCCUUGAUUUUCAAGCUGUAAAAGAAAACCUUUAUUUUGAAGCUGGUAAAAUGAUUGCAGUUUCUCUGGUUCAUGGUGGUCCAUCUCCUGGUUUCUUUUCCAAAGUACUAUUCGAUUGUCUUGUCUAUGGUCCAGAGAAUGUGAAACCAGCUUUGGAAGAUGUCGCUGAUGUUGAUGUAGCACAAACAAUAAAAACGAUAAAAUAUGCAAAUAGUCUGUCUAGCCUGCAGUCUACACUACAGGACUGCAGUGAAUUCCUCGCUGCUGCUGGAUGUUUAAGACCUGUAACAGCUUUGUGUGAUAAGAACAUGCUGGUGAAUGACAUACUGAUCUAUCAUGUAAUCAAGAGAACUAUUUUACCCUUAGAAAGUUUUAGGCAGGGUUUGAAAACUCUUGGUGUUCUAGAGAAAAUGCAAAUGCACCCUGAUGCSUUCUCUAGCAUAUUGUGCCACAAUCCCGAAAGACUUUCAGCGGAAAUUAUUUGUGAUCUCUUUACAAUCCAUUCCUCAUCAGAUGUAAAUAAAGUUAAAGGUGUUGAUUUUUGGAUGGGCUAUUUGCAAGAUGUGGAAAGUGGUGAGUCAGUAGUGACAUUGGAGGAUAUUCUGCUCUUUGUAACAGGCUCCUGCUAUAUACCAUCCAUUGGUUUUGAUCCUGAACCUACUAUUAAAUUUUUGCAUAUGAAGUAUCCCGUUGGAAACAGACUUCUUAAUUGCUUAGAGCUUCCUAUAACAAAGACAUACCAGCAGUUUAAAAAUAAAAUGGAGCUCACCAUCAGAAACACACUAAGAGUUGAAAGGGAGUAAGUAUUUUUGCCACUUGCGUGGAUGUAGGAAACUUGAAUUUUCUGCGGGAACAUCUGCUUUCAGKUCGCUACUGUAUUUUUGGACAACAUGCUUCUAGUAUUUUCUGACCUUUCCCCCAAAAUUACACAAAAAGUUUUAAUGAGAUGGAAAACAAUUUUCAAAWUAUUAAAAAGUUUUAUCUCUUGAAUAAUUUUCCUUUUGAAGUUGUCUUUUAAGAGUCAUCUAUCCUCUUGCAGAAGUAGUUUUAAUGUCUGUUUUUGCUGUAGAUAGGUUUGAAAUGUUACCAAACUCUGUAACAGGUAAGUGUGUGGAUUGUAUCAAACACUUAGGUAACUUGUUUAUCAAAAACAAAUCAGGUACAUUUUGAAGAUAAUUGCUGGUGAGCACUGUCUUCAAUGAAACUGUGAUGCAGUUCUUCAGUUCCAUAUUUUUUUUUUCAGUAAUUGUUUUGAAUUUACAUUCUGAUUGUUUAUAGAAACCUGGAAAAGUUAAAAUAAUUGUUGUUUCAUGGUCAUUGUGACUAGUGCAUUACAGAUGUGGAGAAAACAUAGGCAAAAUAAUAUACCAUAAGAGCAAAAUGAGGUUGAACUCCUGUUUUUAUUGUUAAAAAAAAAAUCUUCUCAUAUUUUCACGUUUCUGCAUUCUACUGUCAUACAUUGAUUUUCAAUUUCACAUGGGGCCAAAAUAGUAAAAAACAGAAGUAAAUCUUGAACAUCCAACAACCCGUCUUUCAAAGUUAAAUAUAGGAGUUAAGACUUAAUGUUGUUGAGUAUGAAAUWAUAAGUUUGUUGCUCAUUACAACAUUUAAACUUGUCUUCCAUUUAAGUCAGUAUUUUCAUGAAGACAUCUGCCRAAGUCCUUCUUUAAACUAAAGGCAAUCUACCAGCAAGCUUGUCUGGACCUGACACUUUUCUGUCUUUUAUUCUAAACCUCCUCCUGUUCAAUUGCAGGGCAUUCUGAGCACUAUAUGAAAUAUAUUAGUGCUGCAGUAUUUGUAUAAAUACCAUUAAGCUGUAAAAGAUAAGUAGCCAAAUUCUUACACAGUAACACUUUAAUUUUACUAAUGCUAAAACUAUGAAAUUAAAAGGACAUUUAAGUACAUUCAUUUUAAAUGUAUGCUGCUCUUUGUUUUGAAAUUGCUAUUUCCCUCUGGCAAUUUUGACCACCUGUAUAUAUCUGUGUGUAUCCACAUUCUUCAAAACACUGAAAAGUAAUCAUGCAUUUUUUUAUUAUUAUCUCUUGAUUUGAAAUAAAAMUAUAAGCAAGAUUGCUUUACAUUUGAAUACUCAGUGAAUAGGUUCCUCUGGAAAAUAAUAGAAAGUCUGAGGAAAUCGCAAGUCUUAGAUCAGACAUUUCUCACUACUUCUAAUGGCUAAAACAAUCUAAUCUCAUCAAAGUUUAGCAUUUUCUCAGUGUCUUCUCCAAUAAUACUGUCUCUGACUUUUGCAUGAUUUUUGACUCUCCUUCUGCCAAUAAUUUCUUAGCAUUCUUAGCCUUCAGAAUGAUCWACCACCAUUACAGGGAGAGUGGUUUGACACAAAUUUGUUUACAUAAUAAGAAUUAAUAUUGUAUGUCUGUAUUUUUAAAAUAUAAUGAGUUUUGUGCUGAUAUAAUAUUAUACUUUAAAAAUGAGUGUUGUACUCAGUGGAGACUUCAUUUUUUUCCUAAUUUCUGUGUUCUGUAAUGUUAUUUUUCCAUGUGAGAAGUACAGAAUUUACAAAAGUAGCAAGCAGUGAGUAAUUUUAAAGGACAAUUCUUGGACUUUUGGUACCUGCAGUGGCAAGAGAAAUUGUUCAGAACCUAGAGCUACAUAAACUACAUUUUAAAACCUUCCAUGAUGAAAGAAAUAAGAAAAUAAUGUGAAUAUAAGGCUUCAAAACAUACCUGAAAUUACAGAAAUAGAGUUCACAAUUUUUAUUGCUUAUUGCUUUUGAAUUCAGCAGUUGAAAGGCUUUUAUAUAAAGGUACCACUAACCUAUGUGUUAGGUGUAAAAUAUGUUAAUUUUAAAAUAAUCUGCUAUGCAAUGCUGUAUUCAAACACUGMAUUUGUAAAAUCACAUAGCAUUAAUAUUGCAUUAAAGGGCUUUUCUUGCACAGAAUUUGUUCCCAUUUUCUAAUACUGAUGUGUACUCAUUCAGGAGGACAAGUCGUAUUUCCUUUUCUGUUGGUUUAAUCAGCUCUGUCUCUGGACACUCCAGUGUAAUAUUUGAUACAUUAAAAGUUGCAUUCCUAAAUGCUGCUAUGGAAAGGAAUUUCCUCCUUUUCAGCAUUUGUUUAUAUGGACCAAUCACAAAUUUAUCUGAACUGUUCAUUWGAAUUCCAUUGAAUAAGCUAACUUYCAAUCCAUGACAACACACAAUGGUCUCCUGGUGUCUUGAAAUUUUAAGAGUAAUUUAUGUAGCUGUAAGGACCAUAGGUUUUUCGUUGUUGUAGCAGGUCAUUGAAGUGCAAUAUUGUGGAGUAGUUUUCAUUUUACAUAAACAUUACUUGUGGCACAUCUGGAAAUUUGGGGGGUUGCUUAUUUUCAGUAUUUCUGUAACAGGGAGAACAAUUGUGUAUUAAAUAGAUUCUUAGAGAAGCUGCAUCUUUUACAAGAUUUGUCAACAUCACAAAAGAACUAUUGCAGUCCUUUUUGUAUUUGGCCAAAGAACUUCACCCCACAGUUYCUGCAUGAAACUGUUAGCUUCCAUCUGGAACUAGCACAUCAAAUAAGCUAUUUAUUUCCUAGAAUGAUGAUUUCUACUAAACAAAUAUAUUGGUAUUAGUGGGUUUAGUAUGGUCUCCUUAACAAUAGACAUAUAAUGAAAAAACACCCUCAAGUAUUUUAGCUCCCUGUUUGAAAAACCAAGGAACAAGACAUUUCUGUGACUUGCUUUUUUACCCAUUCAGAGGAUGCUUACCAGGAAAAGCUGUUAGCCUUUUUAACUGAUUUAAGCGUGAAAUAUAGUUCAAAGAAGGAAAAAUUGUCAAUAAGAAGUCUAAAGUAUUGCGUGCUGCAGCUUGAAUUUUUUCAUUAGGAUGUUAAGUCCUGGGAUUUGAAAACAUGAGGAUUUUGAGAGUAUUAGUUAAUAAUUCACACCCACAUUCUGCAUAGGUAUUUUGAAAAUCAAAAAAAUCUGAUUUAAAUAAAAGGAAUUGCAACUUUGAAGCCUACAAAAUAUGCUUCUCAAGUUUAUCUUGUUUCACCAUAUAAUACAGAAUCAAGCCUAAAGUUCAAGCUUUACUGUUUCUUACCUAACGGAGUUUCCAGUUGGACAAAAGAAAAAUKACCAUGUAAACCUUUUUCAGUGUCAAACCGUAUGUAUACAGAAAAUAAUCUUUUAAAUGCUGAUGUUUGUAAAAAAGCUACAAUGUAACCCUCUGRUUUUUGUAAUAUAUAAACAAUGUUCUUUUGUAAGUCACAGUUUUUAGAAUGUUAUGCAAGAAAAUGUAAUUUUGUAAAUAUUUUUUUUUUCUAAUUUGAACUUCAGGAUCAGUGCCUGAACUGUUGCACCUUCAAGCAACAUUUUACAUGACAGGUGUAGAAAUAAUCAGUAAAUGGGAAAUAUGUUUAUGUUCAAAGUGCAAUAAA
This is a messenger RNA of Malurus melanocephalus (red-backed fairy wren), 6742 nucleotides long. It is a transcript of the gene G2E3, whose product is annotated as G2/M-phase specific E3 ubiquitin protein ligase. Lineage: Eukaryota; Metazoa; Chordata; Aves; Passeriformes; Maluridae. The record is from RefSeq and is a predicted model, not a curated record. Gene Ontology annotation, cellular component: nucleus. The transcript has 16 exons. Bases 943 to 3171 code for a protein of 742 amino acids. Gene Ontology annotation, molecular function: ubiquitin-protein transferase activity.